Molecule: messenger RNA, 435 nt
Organism: Amoebophrya sp. A25
Lineage: Eukaryota; Dinophyceae; Syndiniales; Amoebophryaceae
Source: the annotation of a GenBank genome assembly
GCGGCACGAAGUCUUUUGGCUUGGUGUGGGAAUGUGCUGCACUGUCAUGCGAAGUUGGCCUCUAGCGGUUUUGUAUCGGAUGACGAAGCCGACUCGCAUGUCUUGCGUGAACAUCUGCUCACGGUACAGAAGGCCACAGAUCUGUUUUCCUCAUCUUCGAAUGAGGCUGAGAAGGGGGAUAAAAGAAGUGCAACUAGCAUCCGUAUGACUACGAGGCCGCAAGACCAAAAAGUUCAAGAGGACGAACUUUUAGCUGUAUCAACUUCAACAACGAGACAAAGUGAAAGUAGUAAUAUCGUCGUGGAGGCGCAGUGUUCAACACAAGACCUGAUGUUAUCAAGUGCUGCAACUGAACAACAGGCGGCGCCGGACUCGACUUCGGUCAAUGCCACGGAUAUAGAGGGAUUGAUUGAUGAAGUACCUCCACUGGUCCUG